This is a messenger RNA of Beta vulgaris subsp. vulgaris (sugar beet), 2472 nucleotides long. Its product is annotated as structural maintenance of chromosomes flexible hinge domain-containing protein GMI1-like. The record is from RefSeq and is a predicted model, not a curated record. Bases 1943 to 2398 code for a protein of 151 amino acids. The transcript is spliced from 5 exons. NCBI's taxonomy places the organism in Eukaryota, Viridiplantae, Streptophyta, Magnoliopsida, Caryophyllales, Amaranthaceae.
CUAAACACUGACAAAUUCUCCAUGUUCGAGCACUAAUUAUAUUCUAGUGUUCUCCAAAAUCUUUUUUUUUUGUUUUUGUUUUUGUUUUCUGUGUUUAGAUUUUCGUUGAAGAUCAGUAAAAUACGAAUGAGAAAAAGAGGGAAUUUCAGAGCAUUCACAAAUUUUAUGGUGAUGAUGAUAAUGGAGAUAAAAUUCCAGCAUCAGAAAGUUCAAAUACUUCUUCCAAAUGUUGGGGUUUCCUUUCUUUGGGAGAUUUGGAUAUGGUGAAAUUAUUGCUUCUAUGCAUUUAGGGAGGUAUGAUAAUGAUUAAUAAAGUCUCCUUACUCGUUGAGCAUGAAAUCUUAAAUUUGGCAUUUUUUUGAAUCCUGUGUCCUUUGUUGAUGUUGCUUCUACAAAACUAUUCAUUGAAUGAACUUACCUAGUUAAACAACAAAUUUUUUUUUUUUUAUUAUUUCUGUAGCAACCCAAGAUGUGAAGAUUACUGAGGGACAAACAUCGUAUGUGCUACUGCACUCCUUUUUGCCUUUUUCUUUUUAGUUUUUAUAUGCACAUCUUAUUUUUGCAGACACCAAUGCUGGUUUCAAUCCAGUACCAUUGAAGGUGAAUAUAUGUCUUUGGAUUUAUCUUGCAGUAGAAGUCCAAAUUGGAAAGAUUGGAUUCUACAAAUGCAUAGUCAGCAUGGUGAUGAAUUCAACUGUGGUGAUGAUGAUCCUUUUUUUCUUGUUACUGAAUCAAUCAAACAAGAAGUUCAUAACUUGUGACGGUAUUGUAGUUAAUAAGUUCAUCCUUUGAAAUUUUAAUCUGAACUUAGCUUUCUGUAAUUUGAACUUCCCUACACUUUCCUGAACUUACAAGAACAAUUGAAAUUUCCUGAAUUUAUUCUGAACUUUUUAAACCACUUGAAGAAAAGCCUCUAAUCUGGUUUUAAUGUGCUAAAAAAGUCAAAUAGUUAGUUUCACCAUUAUAAUUUAUAAUAUAGAUUUUUUUUUGUUAUUUAAGCAGUUAGUUUGGCAAAAUGAAACUGUUACUGUUCAAUUUUCCUACAAAAGUAAUUCCUUCAAUAUGAUUAUAGGAAGUAAUACUGAAUGUUGUUGAUGUUGGUGACAAAACCUUAUCCUGGAAAAGUAAUCCAUUUUUCUUUGUUUGGUUUGUGAAAGUGGAAAACAGUCUUCCAGUUGGUGGAAAAUAGUCUUCCCAAUUGUUGAAAAUAUUUUCCUUCUUAAAACACCCUCUAAAAGGAAGCUGCAAAUGUGUUUUAACAUAUCUUUUAUAAGGAAAAUCAUUUUCCAUUUAAUUUUUUUUGGCCAACCAAACUGAGCCUUAGUGGCAUGACAGUGAGCUUGUAUGAAAUUUUCCAAGGAAAGUGAAAGUCCCCUACCAAUGUCCAUGGUAGUGGAACUCUUUUUCUACUUUCUAAGUUCCCCCUGAAUAUGUUUUCCUUUGUAGAUUUACGUUAACUACGUGGUACCCAUUAAUUAGGUGAUUGCAACGAACUUUUUUUUGAAGAAAAACACACACUUAGAGGUGGAGAAGAAUUGUCAUGGGACUUUCUUUGCAAAAUUACAGUAUAGUCACUACCAACUUUUUGUUUGACAGCAUGGUGACAACUACUAUCAUUUGCUGUUGCUUACCAAAUAAGUUCUAACAAUCGAUGAAGAAGUUUAUUAUGGAACGUAGAGCAUAUAUUCCUCCCCAUACUCUCCUGCUGCGUUGUGUAGAUGAUUUGAUUUAAGAAACUCAAUUUUUGGUGUAUCUGUUCUGUUAUUGUUUUGAGACCUAUAUUUAAUGUUUUAGUUGUUAGUUUGGCUAUCAUAAGAACAACCUAUUUGCAACAAUCUAUUUUUUUUUUUUUAGUUGAAGGCUUUGAAAAGGAUGCACGAGGUAAGUGACAUAUAGGCAGUAUUUCAUCUUUUCAUCAUGUAAUACCAUUCUGUUUUAUAUUAUGUGUAGCGAAGGAUUUCCCUAUAUGUUGUGGAUUGCUCUUGCUUUGUCAUUUGUUGUUUUGCUAAUUGCAAACCAUUUUUUACAAACAGGAGAGGCACAAUUUAUUUGCAGGCCACUAGAGGUUGACAAAGAAGAUGGUAGUGUGCUUAGAGCUGCUGCUACUAGCACAAACGUGAAACUCCGCAGCUCUAUUUCUCUGCCUACUGUUGUGAUAGAUCCAGGAAAGGAAUUAAGUACUGAUGCUUCAGUAUCUGCUGGAACAUUACCUCCUAAAGAAAUUGUUGCUGUCGUGCGGCCUUCCAAUUUCACUCGAAGUAGUGCCUCAAACAAUUUAGACCAAAAAUGCAUUCUAAGGGACGAUUAUGAGAUGUGCCUGGAUAUUAAAUUUAAGACUGAAGCUGCAAAACGCCCCAAGAUGGACCAUUUAUCAUGUUGGAUGUCAGUGUUUGUAUAGAUUUUCGGUGGGCUCAAUCCCAAGCUUUUUUUUUUUUUUGAAAAUCUGGGGAUAAUUCAUUCUCCUUCUCUCUU